GGGGUCGUCUUUCCCCACCGCUCGUCUAGUGUGUCCGAAUUGGGCCAACGUGUUUAGUAUGUAGGAGUAGGAUCUAGCAGUAGCACGUAGCAGUAGCAUGUAGUAUCCGAGCGGGCAGUUCGGACGCAGCACUCGUCCGUCUUGCAAUUGGCUGGUAACCCGGAAGUUAUUGGAAUUAAUAAUGAAGGCGCCAAUUCCGCUCAACAACAAAACGAAAACACAUCCUUUUUCUUGUGGGUUGUAGGAUUCACUUCGAGUUUUAAGUGGCUUACUUCGUGUUAUCCUCCUGUCUUAUCGACAUGUGUGAAAAGAUAAACAAGGUAACCUUAUUUGUCUUCCUGACCCCGUUUUAAUGUGAAUGCAGUGACUGACUUCUCUGUUCGUCCUGUGUUUUCAUGUCUCUGGUCAGGUGAACAGCUGGCUCAGCACGGUGUUUGGAGAUCAGCCGGUGCCACACUUCGAGGUCAACACCAGAACAGUGGAGAUUUUGUACCAGCUGUCACAGUCCAGCGAGGCCAGGUGUAGUGAUACAGGUCUGCUGAUAGAGGACCUCAAACAGAAAGCAGCAGAGUAUCAGGCUGAGGGUAAGAGAGAGGAAGCGGUUAUUAUGCUCAUAUUUGGGCAGGACUACAUUCAGAUUUGAUUUUCUUUUGCUGAGAUUUUACCUGUUCAUUUUUAAGUGCAAUAUCCUUUUAAAGUAAUGAUGACAAAAUGUAUGAUAUUGAGAUCUAAGUUGUAAAGUGUUCAGUGUUGGGUCUGAUUGUGACUCAUUUUUACCAAAUACAGACUAACGCAGCUCAUACAGCAGACUCAGCUCUGAAAACUGAAUAAAACUGCAUUUUCAUGCUGUAUUUUCUCUGUUCAGAUGCUCAUGUCCGGGAUGUUCUUCUACAAGGUGUUGGCCUGUCCUGUGGAAGUUUGUCAAAGUCUGCUUCUGACUAUGUGUCUGCUCUGGUGGACUCUGCCAUGGUGCUCGGAGUCAGGGACACAUCAUUGGGCAGGUAAAUUAUUGAUCCACUGUCUGAAUAGCAUUUCUUUAUCAGUUAUAAUUCUUUUUAACUUUCUGUAACUGUCUUGUCUAGCUUUAUGCCAGCAGUGAACAACCUCACAAACGAACUUCUGGAAGCAGAGAAGUCAAACAGGACACUCGAGCGUGAACUCAAAGCCCUCAGAAAGAGACUUGGAGCUACUCUGGUGCUGCGGAGGAACUUACAAGAGUAAGAGCGUGGAUGACUCUGACAUGUUGAUUUAGCCGUUACAUAGACUGCUGCAUACAGUACACUUUAUAUGCAAUAAAUACUCUCUAUUGUCUUUAGGGACAUCAACAAAACAGUGAGAUCUCAGGCAGUGGAGAGCGCUAAAGCAGAGGAACGACUCCUCAACAUGGACUUUGUUGCUGCAAAGGCUAAAGAGCUCAGCAACAGACGAGAGAGGGCAGAGGUACAAACUGAGUGAUUCAUGUUUCAUCUGUCGCAGCUGCGCUUUGCAAAUGAAUGUGGACAUUAAGGUGCAAAUACAUUACACCAGGGUGUUAUCACAGGGAAUGAGGAAACAGGACACACUUCAGUGCAGGCCUUUUAAACUUGUGGCUGUGGGGUGAAUAUUGCCCCUUUUAAAUUUUCUGUGGCCUGCAAGAGACUGUCUCCUCAUCAGGCUGGAGUGUCUGCAGUAUUAUAGUGACUAAUGCUGAGGUCGAGAACAUCUGCUGGCCCUGCUCCUUUGGCCCCACUCACACACAAAUUUAUGCCGACUAAUAAUUUAUGCCAUUUGUACAUAAUGUUAUUUGGUAACGUCAGUGUCAUUGGUUUUGAUAGUUUUGAUACCUCACAUAAUCAGCCACAGGUUUCCUCUUCGUAUGGUUCAACUGCUGUUAAAACAAUAAUGUUUUUAGCAUUAGAUUAUGGUGCUGAUGGAGAAAUAUAAAUCCUGAGGAAGGCAUGGAAAGCGAGGGGAUGAUGUUGGUGUGUGUAUGAAAAGAGGGGAGGUGUAGUGUGAGGAGGGGGCAGAUAAAUUUUAACAAAGCCUGCAAAAUAUUUGUUUUUCUGUAACCGAGGGGUAAACAUAGUGCUUUACAAACUUCCUAAACGUGUACAUGGAAAGUCCAAAACAAUUCAGCGUUUCUUCUUCAAGACUUUUCAUUUGGCAUAGAUUUUAGUGCCCCCCUGUGGACAGAGUGGUGCUUCUUAUCCUUUUAAUUUUUUUUUUUAUUACCUCUUAUCUCAUUUUGAUGUCUUAUCUCUCAACAACCUCAUAUUUUUUUUUGUGGAAAAUUUCACCACAGGAUCCUUCAGCAGGGUGCUGUUAUUGCCUUCCCUAACACUGACACUAAAAUCCACUGUACAGCAAUAAUCUGUCCUCUUUCUGAUGGUUCGAUUUGUAGGUCAUAUCAAAGCAUCAAUAUGAAAUUCUAUCUGUUUCAUGAACCGUGAGAAACUCCACACUGGAGCUUAAUCAGAGAUAGGCUGUAGUUUUGACCGGGGUAAAGUGUGGGCAUCAUGUUUCUGCUCCAGGUUAAGGGCACUGAGCCGAUGCUGUGGACAGGGCCAACAGUUAACGCCCUGCUAUUGUCGGGAAGGACCAGAUUUUCUAAAUACACACAGCUACAGCAGCCAAAGUGACGCUCGGUCAUGGAGCUUGUGAGUCCGAUUCAUUCUCCAUUUAUCUCUCCUGCAGGCUCAACUUCAAUCCAGGCACAUGGACAAGUCACUCACACACCAGGCUAUUGUGCAGCUCUCGGAGGUAACCCCAGCUGUUAUACAUGCAACACAUAUGAAAAGGGAAAUCUCUUCUUUCAGGCACUUACCCUUAUUUUUCCUCGCUGUAGGAAGUCACAGCGCUAAAACAGGAAAUAAUCCCCUUGCAGAAGAAACUGGAGCCUUACAUGGACUUAAGCCCAGUAUGUCUGAGUUCACUUUUCUCUUAUAGCAGUUGAUUCAAUAUUGUCAUAUAUGUGUAUCUUUUUAUUUCAUUUAUCAGGAUUUAGAUUUAAGUUCAUGUGUGACUCUGUCUUUAGGUUUGGUUGAAAAAAUUUUAGAUUCAAUUUUAUGUUUCGUUGCAUAUGAAUUUAAUUAUUUUUUCAACCUCCUGAAUCUCCAGAGUCCAUCACUUGCGCAAGUAAAAAUAGAGGAAGCAAAAAGAGAGUUGGUGAGUAUCAAAAAGUUCAUUUCAUCAUAGAUUAAAUGUGUUUGCACAUUUCCUCGCUUGAAUACGUGUUUGUUUUCUCACUUACAGGCUGCAAUUGAUUCUCAGCUGGAGAUGAACGUGGACUUCAAAUGAGAUGUCAGUGAUAUAAAAAAAAUCUCCCGUUUCAAACUGUAUAUUUUCUGUCACUUAUUGAAAAUCUAAUAAAGCAUUGUAACUUAU
This is a messenger RNA of Xyrichtys novacula (pearly razorfish), 3363 nucleotides long. The record is from the annotation of a GenBank genome assembly. NCBI's taxonomy places the organism in Eukaryota, Metazoa, Chordata, Actinopteri, Labriformes, Labridae.